GACACGAAUAUAUAAGAAAAGUAUCCCCACUUUUGUUAGUUGCAGAAAUCAGUUCAAACACCAGCUUUAAACAUGUUAAGAAUAAGCUCAAGUUGUAUUUUAGUUCUUGUAGUUCUUCUACAGAAAGGUGAAUGCCAAACUGGUAGUGGUGGAACACAGAAUUGGAUGCAAUAUGCGGCAGACUUCAUGAAAUCACAGGCAGCUGGUGCUGGUACUGGUGCCGCAACAGGUGGAACGGGUGCAGCUGGUAAUCCCUCAUUUAUGAGUGAAAUUUCGAAAAUGGUUCGUGAAAUGUCAUCUUCUUUUGGCGGUAGACAAGGAGGAAUGGGCGGCCUUGCAAGUAUGAUGGGUGGAGGUUCAGAAAGGGAUUUCGGCAGCAUGAUGGGAGGUUCAGGCGGGGGUUUCAGCAGCAUGAUGGGCGGAUCCGGUAUGGAUUUCGGAAGUAUGAUGGGAGGCUCCGGCGGGGGAAUGGGAAACAUGAUGAGCAUGAUGAGAGGUAUGAUGGGAGGCUCAGGGGGAGAUUUUUCAAGCAUGAUGGGAGGUUCCGGUGAAGGUUUUGGAAGAAUGAUGGGAGGAGGAGCCAGUGGCAUUAUGGGUAUGAUGGGUGGCUCCGGAGGAGAUGCAGGUGAUUUUAUGUCAGGUGGAAUGAGCGGAAUGGGCUCAAUGGGCGGAAUGAGCGGAAUGGGUGGAUUUUGAUUUGUUUUAUAAUUCCAAUUCUUUUAUAUAUAUAUAUAUGUAUUUCUCUUUUUAAGUCUUCAUUAACUAGUGUAUUUAAUACAUGAUUUCAACAUAUAAACAAAGACUUCUAUUAAUUGGUAAUGAAUUAGUCUGCAUAAACGAUGGCAAAGUAUAUAUACUGUAAUGAUUUUUUUUAUUUACUUUCGUACAUUUUGUGUUUAUGUUUUUGAAUAUUUCAAAAUAAACCAAAUGUCGUUUCUGUAUUAUGUUUGUUAAUUUUAUUAAAAUU
Molecule: messenger RNA, 967 nt
Organism: Ruditapes philippinarum (Manila clam)
Lineage: Eukaryota; Metazoa; Mollusca; Bivalvia; Venerida; Veneridae
Exons: 2
Coding region: 73-696 (207 amino acids)
Source: RefSeq, a predicted model, not a curated record